Molecule: messenger RNA, 2868 nt
Organism: Pelmatolapia mariae (spotted tilapia)
Lineage: Eukaryota; Metazoa; Chordata; Actinopteri; Cichliformes; Cichlidae
Product: rasGAP-activating-like protein 1
Exons: 21
Coding region: 121-2589 (822 amino acids)
Biological process (GO): negative regulation of Ras protein signal transduction; regulation of GTPase activity; intracellular signal transduction
Molecular function (GO): GTPase activator activity
Source: RefSeq, a predicted model, not a curated record
CGUCACGAGCUGUAGGUGUCAUGAAACGAAGAAAACUCACUUGCGGAGGGGAAGAGCACUGUUUAUAACAGCGCGUAUGGGAGCACAGGAGAAACUGGAUUAGUGGUUCAUACGAUUAAAAUGGCCAAAAACACAUCUCUGUAUUUUCGAAUUGUCGAGGGCAGAAACCUCCCGGCCAAAGACGUCUCCGGAACCAGUGAUCCAUACUGCAUUGUAAAAGUUGACAAUGAAGUUGUGGCCAGGACGGCCACAGUGUGGAAGAACCUUAAUCCUUUCUGGGGUGAAGAAUACACGUUGCAUCUCCCAAUGGGGUUUCAUUCGCUCUCUUUUCACGUUAUGGAUGAGGAUACAAUUGGGCACGAUGAUGUUAUUGGAAAGAUUACGCUGACCAAAGAAGCCAUUGGAGCUCAAGCUAAAGGGCUAGACUGCUGGCUAAAUCUCACAAAGGUUGACCCUGAUGAAGAAGUCCAAGGAGAGAUCCAUCUGGGUCUGGAGCUGCUUAAAGAUACGGAGAAGAUCAGUCUGCGGUGUCAAGUCAUUGAAGCCAGAGACUUGGCUCCAAGAGACAUUUCUGGAACCUCUGAUCCCUUCACAAGAGUUAUUUUCAACAACCAUAGUGCAGAGACCUCGAUAAUCAAGAAGACCCGUUUUCCUCACUGGGGUGAGACGUUAGAGCUGGAGCUGGAUCCAGAAGAGCUGCGUGAGGAGGAGGGGACUGUUACUGUACAGGUCUGGGACUGGGACAUGGUGGGCAAGAAUGACUUUCUGGGAAAGGUGGAAAUCCCUUUUGCUUGUUUGCACAAGACACCUCAGUUAGAGGGCUGGUUUCGUUUACUGCCCCUGGGAAACAAUGAGGUUGAUGCUGGUGGCAAGCUGGGAGCACUCCGUCUCAAGGUGCGUCUGGUGGAGGAUCAGAUCUUGCCAUCCAUGUACUAUCAGCCUCUCAUCGACCUUCUGGUUGAGUCGGUAAUCUCCCCUACAGAGGUGGAGGAUAGCAGCGCUCUGACUAUGCUGGAGGAGGUCACCACAGUUGAGAGCAGACAGGACGUGGCAAUGACUUUGGUGAAAAUCUACCUGGGACAAGGACUGGUGGUACCCUUCCUGGACUACCUUAAUACCCGGGAGGUCAACCACACCACUGAUCCUAACACCUUAUUUCGAUCAAACUCACUUGCCUCCAAAGCCAUGGAACAGUUCAUGAAGGCUGUUGGCAUGCUGUAUCUGCAUGAGGUGUUGAAGCCCAUCAUCAACCGCAUCUUUGAUGAGAAAAAAUACAUUGAACUUGACCCGUGUAAGAUCGACCUGAACCGCACAAGAAGGAUUUCAUUCAAGGGUGCAGUGUCAGAGGCAGAGGUGCGGGACAGCAGCGUGGAGAUGCUGCAGAGCUAUUUGACCAGCAUCAUCGAAUCAAUCGUGAGCUCAGUCGAUCAGUGUCCUCCUGUAAUGAGAGUGGCCUUCAAACAGCUGCACAAGAGAGUGGAGGAGCAAUUUACGGAGCCUGAGAAUGAGGAUGUGAAGUACCUGGCCAUCAGUGGAUUCUUCUUCCUGCGUUUUUUUGCUCCUGCAAUCCUCACACCUAAGCUGUUUCAGCUGAGAGACCAGCAUGCUGACACGCGUACAAGCAGAACACUGUUACUACUAGCCAAGGCACUACAAAGUGUUGGGAACUUGGGACUUCAGCUGGGCCACGGAAAAGAACAGUGGAUGGCGCCUCUUCAUCCCAUCAUCCUUCGCAGUGUGGCUUCUGUCAAGGACUUCCUGGACAAGUUAAUUGACAUAGAUCAUGACACUGCGUCUGAAGUGCCUCAGAGAGCUGUGUUCACGGCUUCAGUCACAGUCAAAGAGGGGUUUCUCCACAAACACAAAGCAGAAGGACCCCAACUGUUAUCCCGCUUUGCAUUUAAGAAACGCUACUUCUGGUUGACCAGUGAGACGCUGUCUUAUGCCAAGACUCCCGACUGGCAGGUGCGCUCUUCAAUUCCUAUUCAGUGUGUGUGCGCCGUGGAGAGGGUGGAUGAAAAUGCUUUUCAGCAGCAGAAUGUAAUGCAGGUCAUCACCCAGGACAACGACGGACAGCUGCACACCAUGUACAUCCAGUGCAAGAAUGUAAAUGAGCUGAACCAGUGGCUGUCUGCGAUCAGGAAAGUCAGCAUCUACAACGAGCGCAUGCUGCCCUCUUUUCACCCGGGGGUUCAUCGCAGUGGCAAGUGGACCUGCUGCCUGCAGGCCGACCGAGCUGUUGCAGGCUGCAGUAGAACCCACUCAGCUGUGACACUUGGUGACUGGAGUGACCCGCUGGAUCCCGACGUGGAGACUCAGACGAUAUACAAGCAGCUUCUGCAGGGCAAAGACAAACUCAGGAACAAAUAUCUGGAGAUGCCGGAUGAUGAUGAGACAGCGUGCAAUAAAGAAAAGAAGACGAAUGUGGAUGUUCACCCAGAUGGUGCUGAAAGCACUGUUCAGCAAAUGAAGCCAUGUCAGGGUAUCGCUGCUCGGCUGUUGGUGGUGAUAGAGGACCUGGAGCAGGCUCACGCUACCUUCCAGCGCAGAGAAAAGGAGGACGCCACCAGUGUUAUUAUGAAUCCCUAGAGUUAACAUGUGGACUGGGAGCCUUUAAUGCAUCAAGGCGGGUUAGGGGUGGGGUGUGGAAGGGCAGCAUCCUGUACCAAAACAAGUGAAAAUCAGCUAACCCACUCUCUUGAUUGUCAUGGAGAAAAAAGUGGCUGCGUGGUGCCACCUCUUCCAGCCUUUUAGUACAUUUCCUCCUGGCUGUAAAGAGGAAGAGGGAAUUCUGCCACUUUAAUCUUUUUGAUUCUCCGAGUGCCACCGACAAGAGCGCCGCAGGAAGAUUAUGAUACUUGACAAAAA